Messenger RNA from Ochlerotatus camptorhynchus, 1574 nucleotides. It is a transcript of the gene kraken, whose product is annotated as kraken. The transcript has 3 exons. The record is from RefSeq and is a predicted model, not a curated record. Bases 410 to 1366 code for a protein of 318 amino acids. Lineage: Eukaryota; Metazoa; Arthropoda; Insecta; Diptera; Culicidae.
ACGUAUUUCGUGUGCGGUUGUUAUUUGGUGCAGCCUGCAACCAUCAUAUUGGAUUUUGGAAUCAUUUUUAAAGUCGCAAGAGUGUUAUGCUUUUUGGCAAUAUGAAUGUUCCGGGCUGCUAAUCGUCGUGCGUAUUGAAACCUUUCAAGGAUAUCAACUUAAGUCAUACACGGUCUAAACGCUUCACGUCACCAGUGAUUGGAGUCCCUAUUUUGAAAGGUCAAUUUCGGUGACCAAUUUAUAUGCAAAUUUGCAACCCGAAUUGCGUAAUUGCUUGAAGUACCUAGCAUUUUUGAGAAUUCCUUUUCGACGGAGUAUAUUUCGGGGCAACGAAUCGUGAUAUCGAUUCCAGGGGACGAAAUGAGUAGCGAACAAACAUCCACAUCAGCUGCAUCAGCACAAGCGAUCAAUGGUUUCAGUUCCGCGACGAUGGCAGGUGUGUGUUACAUCAAAUGGAGCAUUACAGAGAUCCACGGAAGAAAUCGAAAUUUCAAUGCCAUGGGGCAUCGUAGCUGGUAAAUGGUGGGGCUCGCGUCUAAAGCAACCGGUUCUAGCCCUACACGGCUGGCAGGACAACGCCGGAACGUUCGACCGUCUCUGCCCACUGCUGCCGGACGAAAUUCCCAUCCUGGCAAUCGAUCUUCCCGGUCACGGUAAAUCUGCUCACUAUCCCAAGGGAAUGCACUACUACAUCUUUUGGGACGGAAUCGCGCUGAUCCGACGGAUCGUGAAAUACUUUGGCUGGGACAAGGUCACCCUACUGGGGCAUUCGCUGGGCGGUGCGUUGAGUUUUAUGUAUGCAGCGGCAUUUCCCGACGAGGUCGAAGGAUUUAUCAGUAUUGACAUUGCCGGGCCACCGGCACGAGACCACCACAAGCAGGCGGCCAAUCUGGGUGACAGUAUUGAUAGGUUCCUGCGCUACGAAUCGCUUCCGGAAUCGAAAACACCUUGCUACGGGUACGAUGAUGCGAUCGACGUGGUGCUAGCGGCGUACGAUGGUUCAGUGGAUCUGCAAUCAGUGGAGGUGCUCAUGCGACGGGGAAUGGCUCCAGCCGCGGGACGUUUCAACAAGGAAGGAUUCUAUUUUGCCAGAGAUUUGCGACUGAAGGUGUCUCUGAUGGGGAUGCUUUCGCUACCACAAGUUAUUGCCCACGCUGAGAAGAUCAAAUGUAAGGUGCUCAACAUAAGGGCCGUUCCGGGGAUGCACUUUGACAACGCCGAGUACUACCCCAGUGUGAUAGAUGCUAUGAAAAAGUCUUCUCGUAAUGUAAUAUACCAUGAAAUUGCCGGGACACACCACAUCCAUUUGGUGAACCCGGAACGAAUAUCUCAACAAGUGACGGAUUUCUUACUGGAUAGAGAUUAGUGUAAAUUGUGCACCACAUAAAAUAAUAAACCAAAAUAGGAUAGAUAUUUGUUGUACACGGUGCUGCUCCGUUGAUCGGGUUUACCCGGAAAAGGUACAAACUAUUCAAAGAAUUUCCUUGAUAACUUAGCAAAUGAAUUAUUUAUAAGCAAGCGUAGACUAUUCCAAUUUUAAAUGCGGUGAUGAGCAAUAAACAUCUUUCAACGUG